Messenger RNA from Coffea eugenioides, 2453 nucleotides. Its product is annotated as cytokinin dehydrogenase 5. Gene Ontology annotation, molecular function: FAD binding; cytokinin dehydrogenase activity. Gene Ontology annotation, biological process: cytokinin metabolic process. The transcript has 5 exons. Lineage: Eukaryota; Viridiplantae; Streptophyta; Magnoliopsida; Gentianales; Rubiaceae. The coding region runs from base 460 to 2073 and encodes 537 amino acids. The record is from RefSeq and is a predicted model, not a curated record.
UUCCCAACCCAACUCCCCCCCUUUUUUUUCCUUUCUUGCUCGCAAUACAAACUCAAGUCUCUAAAACGAUACGCUACUCUUUUUCAGAGAUCAAAGAAUCAUGCAAGCUUUCUAGCUAACGCAGAGAAAAAAGCGCACAACCUUAUUUCGCUUUUUGCUCCUGAUUUUGAUCUCUAUCAAAAGCUGAGAAUACAGAAUCUUUGCAUGCUGCAUAGUAAAUCUUUAAAAGCGCAAUCCCAGCUUACGUUUGCCCCGCGACUCCCCACCACUGCUGCAAAGAUAUUAUCCUUCCUUUUCCACGACUCUCACGACAAUCUUCCACCGGUGUGCACAUUUUCUUAUCCUUAUUCUCUUCCCCCUUCCCUCUCCUAUAUAUAAAUAUAUUCUUUCGUCGGCACUGAUAUCAAUUGCAGAACUUAAAGCCCCAAACCCAAGGCUCUGCGUCGUAAAGCAUUCACGAUGGCUGCCAAGCUUCUUUUAAUGUUGGCAAUAUGUCGAUGGAUAGUGACUGUUGGAUUGAUGCUGGACCCGACGGAGCUUCUGCUGCUGGGAGUCGAAGAACGGCUCAGCGUGGAUCCGUUGGACCUGGAAAGCGCUUCUCUAGACUUCGGUGGCUUGCAUAGAGCCGAGCCAUGGGGGGUGCUUCAUCCGGCUUCGGCUCAGGACGUUGCCAGGCUGGUCAAAGCGGCGUACGACUCGAGUCAUGGGUUUACCGUGUCGGCUAGGGGUCACGGGCAUUCCAUAAACGGGCAGGCUAUGACGACUAACGGAGUUGUGAUUCAAAUGAGUACUGGCUCCGGCGAAAGGAGGAGGCUUGGCAUCGGGCGGCCGGUUGCACCCAGGGUUUAUGAGAAAUUCAUGUACGUGGACGUAUGGGGAGGAGAGCUAUGGAUAGAUGUGUUGAGGUCCACCUUAGAAUAUGGACUCGCACCAAAAUCAUGGACAGAUUACUUGUACCUUUCCGUGGGUGGUACGCUCUCCAAUGCUGGCAUCAGCGGACAAGCUUUCAAUCAUGGCCCUCAAAUUAGCAAUGUCUAUGAGCUCGAUGUCGUUACGGGCAAAGGGGAACUAUUGACGUGCUCAGAAGAAGAUAACUCAGACUUGUUUCAUGCCGUUCUUGGUGGUCUUGGACAAUUUGGGAUCAUCACUAGGGCUAGAAUUGCUCUCGAGCCAGCUCCCCAAAUGGUGAGGUGGAUACGAGUGCUGUAUUCGAAUUUCUCCACUUUCACUCAUGACCAGGAGUAUCUAAUCUCCUUGCAUGGUCAAUCAGACAGCCAGAAAUUCGACUAUGUGGAAGGUUUUGCUAUUGUCGAUGACGGCCUGAUCAACAACUGGAGAUCUUCCUUUUUUUCUCCAAGAAAUCCUGUGAAAAUUUCGUCUAUUGAUGCUAAGGGCAAUGGUGGCGUGUUAUACUGCUUGGAGGUUACUAAAAACUAUGGAGAUUUAGAUGCUGAUACCAUCGAUGAGGAAGUGGACGCUCUAUUGACGAAGCUAAAUUUUAUUCCAAACACGGUUUUUACAACGGACCUUCCCUAUGUGGAUUUCUUGGACCGGGUUCACAAGGCCGAGCUAACUCUCCGGUCCAAGGGUUUAUGGGAUGUACCACACCCGUGGCUCAAUUUGUUCGUACCCAAAUCAAGAAUCGCAGACUUCGACAGAGGGGUAUUCAAAGGCAUCUUAGGCAGUAAGAAUAAGACCAGUGGUCCGAUUUUGAUCUACCCCAUGAACAAAAACAAGUGGGACGAGAAAACUUCAGCGGUGACGCCGGAGGAAGAUGUGUUUUACUUGGUGGCAUUGCUGAGGUCUGCAUUGGAUAAUGGCGAUGAGACGCAGACGUUAGACUACUUGAGCGAUCAGAACCGACGGAUCCUAAGGUUCUGUGGUGAUGCGGGAAUCAACGUCAAGCAGUACCUUCCUCAUUACACCACACAGCAGCAAUGGAGGGACCACUUUGGCCACAAAUGGGCCCAAUUUUACCAAAGAAAAUUGGAGUUGGACCCCAGACACAUUUUGGCCACCGGCCAACGUAUUUUUAAACCUUCUUGCAAUCCGACCUCAGCUUCAUGGUAUUGAGGAACGAUAAUAGCAGCAGCAGCAGCAGCAGCAAAUUGAUUAGAUUAGAUUAGAUAGGCGACAUCUGAGAAUUUCCCAUAUCUUAUCUUGUACAGAUGGGCAAAUAGUUAAAAAGAAUCUUGGCAAUUUUUUGCCGGGUUAAUCGCUUAAUUGUAUCAAUUGAUAUAUUUUUAGCAAUACUAUGAUUACUAAAUAGCACGCAGGAUUAUUAGACGUGAGGUCUUUUCUUUCCCUUUUUUUUUUUCCUUGAUGUACCGGUACUGUUUUUUAGGUUUUAUAAGGUGGUAACAGUUGAGGGUGGGCUCUAAUUGUCCGUUUCGCAUAUGUAAAUGUUAUUCUCCCAUGACGAUCGUUAUAAUGACGAAACAGUUUUUACCUGA